AGUUCUUAUUUUUAAGAGAUUAACCAUCUCUCAUUCGAGAUUCUCUUGCUCACAAAAAAAUGAAAAAAUCUUCUCAAGAAGUGAUUAAGUCACUUUCCCCAAAGAUUACACACUACGCACAGCUUCGUCAUUCUCAUUUCUCGGAGAAUCCUCUCUUUGCUUAAGCUUUUCCAUGGAAGCUCUCUCGUGAACAUUUGUUGCUCUCAUUCGCAUAAUUUGCCGUUUGGUCCCCGAUCGCCCAAGCACAAUCGCAUCAAUCGUAUGUUUGGUCCUCAAUCGCAUCAAUUGGUUUUGUCGAGCUCUCACGAGUCACGCCCUAGGUCAACAUUUAUUCAAAGCUUAAGCUCUCUCUAUCGGAGAAUCAGGUCAGGUCCUUUGUUUGAUCAGAGACAAACGAGAGUAUCCCAGAAAAGGAGAAGAAGCCGGCCGGUCAAAAUCAACUCUAUUCCAAUAUGCAUCCAAUUGGAAACUUCAAAGAUUGCGAUUUCUACGUCUCAGAUGCAGAAGACAGAUCUGGAAUUGCUUUUCGUAUUGCAUACAAAACGGCCAAGCAGUCUAAGAAUAACAAGGAGUUAUGUGCUUCUUGGGGAUCUAUGAUGUGCGCUAUGUCUGCCGGACGACUUAGAGUGCCGGUGGAUCUUGCAUUGAAUAGAAUAGGCCUUAUACCUCGUGAGGUGAAGUUACCAUCGGAGGCUGAAAAAUUCAACAUAAAUGUCACUGAUGUUCCUGAGAUGGACUGGCCAUCCAUCCUUGUCACAUUUGGUUGUUGCAUCCUCUUCCUUUUUCAGAAUAAAAGUUUUCAGAACGAGACACUUUACAUGAUCUACAUGUGCGACCAUAUUCGUGAACUGCAGAAGACAGUUGGAUAUGACCCGGCGAGUGCGAAUCUAGGGGAAUUAGAUUUCCCACCCCCUGUUUUAGAAUUGCCACCCUAGCCUUUUUAAAAAAAUGUCGGGACUACCCUCCGGGACUUAAACCUCCAUACCAGUCCAGAGGUUGAUGUUCUGGACUAGUCCGAGAGUUAAAAGUUCGGAUUCUUUAGUUACAGUUAAAAUAACAUGAUCGGUGUCGUGGCCGUCUUGGAGGACUUGCCUAGCGAAUUGUUGGGUUGAAAUGUUUGGUUUGUAAUUGUGGUGGUGGUUGAGAUUGUAAUUGAUGAAUAUGCCUUUUGGUUUGGUUUUAACUUACUGCAUUCUGCUGCUUGGUAA
Molecule: messenger RNA, 1208 nt
Organism: Lotus japonicus
Lineage: Eukaryota; Viridiplantae; Streptophyta; Magnoliopsida; Fabales; Fabaceae
Exons: 2
Coding region: 453-935 (160 amino acids)
Source: RefSeq, a predicted model, not a curated record